This is a messenger RNA of Colletotrichum destructivum, 2330 nucleotides long. Its product is annotated as Putative basic-leucine zipper domain-containing protein. Bases 77 to 1813 code for a protein of 578 amino acids. Lineage: Eukaryota; Fungi; Ascomycota; Sordariomycetes; Glomerellales; Glomerellaceae. Gene Ontology annotation, biological process: regulation of DNA-templated transcription. The record is from RefSeq and is a predicted model, not a curated record. Gene Ontology annotation, molecular function: DNA-binding transcription factor activity. The transcript has 4 exons.
CUUUUCGUAACGAACAGACAAGCAAACAAACGUCAAACUCUCGACUACAUACGUAUCCUGCCCAAAACCGGACAUCAUGCCGAGCUCGGCGACCAAAAGGACGUCGGGUCAGAAGAAUCAGACCUCGCCAGCGCCGGACGAGGACAAGGGCGCUGCUCACAUGAGCGAACAGGAGCGGAAACGGCUGCGCAACCGCCUCUCGCAGCAGGCGUUCCGCCGCAGACAGGCGGAGCGCAUCCGGGAGCUCAGCAGCCGCGUCAACGCCGACCAAAAGUCCGACAGUGAGCGCAUCGAGGCGCUGCAGCGCGAGAACCGGCAGCUCCGGACGCAGCUGGUCGAGGUCCAGGCCAAGAUGGCCCGGCUGAUGGCCACGCUGCAGGGACUGAACGACUCGGUCUCCCAAACGCUGGACGACACGGCCGCCGGCGGGAGGGAUGGGGGGUGCAGUUACCGUGCGAACGACGACGACGACGCAGGGAGGUCUUCCGCCGAGCCGUCGCCGUCACGUCGUCCGGAGCACGAACGGGGGAACGGUCCUCACACCUCGUUACUUUCGGCUUCCGCCGCCGCCGCCGCCUCGUCCUCCUCAUCCUCAUCCUACGCGCCAAUGGAGUUGGAAGCUUUCGACGCGUCCCUGCUGGAGUUUGACCCGUCACUUCCCAUGCCCUCGGUGACAGAGCCGCUCGAGGACGACCUCUCCUCAUCGGAGCUCAUCAACGUCGCCGGCACCAGCCCGCUGUACGCGCAGAUCCCUAACAUCUGGAGCUUCGAGUAUCAGACGGGCAUCGAGCCGUACAUGACGGCCAUGGCGGCGACCCAGGAGUCCAGCACGAUGCUGCGCAAGGACUGGGCGCUGUCCAACUCGCCCUUCUCGGACCACAUCCAGCUGCUCCAGCGGCUCCUCAAGGACAAGCUGCGGGCAUCGGGGUUUGCGCUGGACGGCCAGCAGCUGUCGUCGUCGUCGUCGUCCAUGCAGAGCAUCUACCAGCCCGUCCUCAUGGUUCUCUCCAUGUUCAACAGCAUCACGCGGCCCGACGUCAUGGCCUGGUACGCAAAGACGCGUUUCUACCACAUCGUCGAGCUCACGGCCUGGCAGCUCUGCCCGUCGACGGCGACGUUCGAACGGCUUCACCCGCGGUACCGGCCGACCGAGACGCAGCGCCGGCACCCGGACCACCCGCGCGUCGUCGACUGGAUCCCGUUCCCCUCCAUCCGCGACCGCCUCAUCCGCCGCCACGCCGCCAACCCGCGCAUCGACCAGAUCUUCUGCGACGCCGUCACGGGCUACGUCGUCGAGGCGUCCAUGGCCGACCUCGUCCGCGGCGCGCCGCGCGUCACCGUCCACGUCCGCGUCACCGACCUCAUCACGGCCAUGUCAUCCGAGUCGUCGUCGUCGUCGUCGUCGUCGUCUUCCUCGUUGUCAUCCUCCUCCUCCUCCUCCUCAAAGUCCCCCACCUCGUCCACCACCACAGGCGGCGAGAGCGACCUCGUGCGGGCGCUCCUCCCGGCCCCCGACAUCGCCACUUUGUUCUCGUCCCCGGCGCACGCCCGCGCCGCGUUCAAGCUGCUCAACAUGGACCGCGGCGCGUCCUACUACAAGAUCGACCCGGCCUUUUACGCAAAGUACCCGGAGCUGUACGACGAGGCCAGCGACCUCACGGCCUCGGGCAUCGCGCUGCGGCCGGCGUCGCAAAAGGUGCUGACGUACCCGAGGCCGCUCGACGCCGCCACCGUUGAGACGUACCGCAGCUUCAUCGACUUUUCCCUCGACGCCGCCAACGCCAUCUCGUCGUCGUCGUCCUCGUCCUCGUGAUGGCUGUCAAUGUCCUCAACAUCCCCGAGGAUGAUUGUCCCUCAUUCCUCUCAGCCCAUGAUGACCGCGUGACGUGUGUCUCGGGCCCCUCGUACUUAUACAGUAAGGUCACAUUCACAUACACAUACACAUACACAUACACAUACACAUACACAUGCAUACCUACAUACAGACCUACAUACAGACCUACAUACAGACCUACAUAUACGGCACGGUCAGCAGUGUCAACACGCCCGGAACACCCAUCCGGCUCCCGCGAUGCCCGUCCGUAACCAUCCUCCCUCCCUCUCCUUCUCCCUCUCGUUCUCCCUCUCUCUAAAACCCUCCCCCGCGCCGCGUGUAGCCGUCCGACCCUGGUUUUACCUUUUUGGGGAGGGGGAACUUGCUUAUCAAGGUUUCAAGACAUACCGAGUUUCGGGAAGUGUCCAACCGUUUUUUUGUUUUUGUUUUUAUUUUGUUGGGCACCACAAAAAAAAAAGACAAAAACCCCACCGACAUUCGCACUGACUAACGUUCC